AUGUUAAAUAACACUAAUUUUGAAAACUAUUUAUUUAUGCUCAAUGAUCUAAAGUGUAUUUUCUAAAAGUAAAAACUCUACAUUAUUCCAAACAAAAAUAUUGAAAAUGUAUUUACUACACAAAUAACUAUCUAUUCAUCCUCAUUCAUAUUCGAUGAAAGAUUUGCAGAUAUUAUCUAAAAAGGAAUCAAAAGCAAUUUAUCGUAAUUACUCAAUAAUAAGCGAAAGAAUAUUACUGUAUGUGAAUUCAACUUAAAUAUAAAGGUAAACAAUAUAAUUAUCGCAAAUAAGGUUGUAUUACAUAUUAUUACAAAAUAAGGGCUCAACUAACUUAAAAUCUUAUUGUAGAUAAAACUUAGUAUAGGUAUUUCCAUAUUGCAAAUUUAAGAUGUUAUUAUUAAUAGCUCAAUUAAGUAAAUUGGAAUAAUAAAGCAUUGA
This is a messenger RNA of Paramecium sonneborni, 438 nucleotides long. The record is from the annotation of a GenBank genome assembly. Lineage: Eukaryota; Ciliophora; Oligohymenophorea; Peniculida; Parameciidae.